CAAUUGCGAACCGUUAAACAAAAGGGAAAAAAAUGGCAUGGCGGAGAGUAUGUUGCACUCCAUCUCACAACAACAUAAAUAAAAAAUAGGCCCAGGUAAAAUAUGUAGGAUGGUUUUAGUCCAAUUAACAAAUAGAACAGAAACUUCUAUUGAUAUUUUAAUCUCUAACUACCAUUUACCAAAGUGACGAGGCCAUCUAGAAUGAAUGUCAGAAAGUCCAACUUUACACGCGUUUCUUGGUAGAACAAAAAAUGAGAUCCACAUUGUUUCACUCCCAUUUCGAGGAACCUGUCUGACAAUCUUUUCAUCAUGUAUUUCUAUGUUAAAUUCACCUGUGUGAAUCAUUAUUGUGUACUAUAUAUAUAUCGGCUUCCUCUGCUAAGGUUGCCAUAACCUGCUCUGUCCGCUUCCUCAAUUUAGCUUAAACAUUAGGAGAAUCCUUAUUUUGUUUUCAGUUUCCUAGCUAGUAAAGAAGAAUGGCAGAGAAAGAGCAGCAAGUGCAUCCCCUAGCACCAGCUGACAAGCACCCGAGAAGUGAUGAAGAAUCAGCCUCCAGUUUGCAAUCCAAAGAGCUGAAAAGAAAAAAGAGAAUCAAAUAUGCUGUGUAUAUUGCUGCUUUUGCUGUGUUCCAAACUGGUGUCAUCCUGGUUUUUGCAUUGACUGUUAUGCGCGUUAAGAACCCAAAGGUGAGAAUUGGAAGAGUCACCAUUGAAACGAUGGAAACCAAUAACACCGGAGCCGCUGCUGCUUCGUUUGACCUCAAGUUCAUUGCCCAAGUUACGGUAAAAAACACCAAUUUUGGUCAUUACAAAUUUGAUAACAGUACUAUGACAUUCCUGUAUGAUGGCGUAAUAGUAGGGGAGGCAAUUAUUCCUAAGGCCAGGGCCAGAGCUCGUUCGACCAAAAAAUUGGACGUCACAGUGGAAGUAAACUCCAGGGCAUUGACAACCACUACAGGGUUAGAAUCUGAACUGAGUUCCAAUUUAUUGACAUUGAACAGCCAGGCGAAGUUGAAAGGACAAGUGGAAUUGAUGAAAGUGAUGAAGAAAAAGAAAUCCCCAGAGAUGAAUUGUAUCCUCACAUUCAAUGUGUCAACAAGGAAUCUCCAAGAUCUAAACUGCAAGUGACAACAAUAAUUAUUGCUUAAUUUGUUCUGGUUUUUUUGAAUACUUGCUGAAUUAUGUGAGAAAUUAUACACUGUAACAUAUAAUUUAUUUUUGUGUGUAUACGUAUAUCUUCUUAUAGAGGAUGUCAUUUUACUUCGUUUUUGUAUUUUUUGCUUGCUGGUUUUGGUUCCUGCUUCCUAUUCUUUAACAUUAAUGAUUUUGUUUUUUGGGGGGUUGGGUCACUGGGUUGAAUAUGCAGGAUCUGGUGCUAGAACUCCAAACGAAGUCCAGGGCUUAUCAUCAGGGCCCAAU
Durio zibethinus is the source of this 1418-nucleotide messenger RNA. RefSeq names its product late embryogenesis abundant protein At1g64065-like. NCBI's taxonomy places the organism in Eukaryota, Viridiplantae, Streptophyta, Magnoliopsida, Malvales, Malvaceae. The record is from RefSeq and is a predicted model, not a curated record.